AUGCCGAAAAAGCUGUAUCACGCCAACCCCGAGGGCAAGGGUUACACUGAGGGCCUGGAUACGAACACCAAACCCAAAACUAGAACUUUUGCACAUACAGCGGAUAGCGCACCACUAGCAAAAACAACACCCGCAGAAACAAUGGAAGAAUCAGGUUCUCCCGUACUACAUCCUGGGGCGUGUGGCGCCUCGUGUUCUCGUCUGUCUUCUGUGGAGGAACUUCACCUGUGUGAUUUGGGUGGGGUUUGUCUGGCACAUUCUUUCGCAUAUCUCCGUUCUCUGCGUUACAUAUGGCUCAACCGAAACUGCCUGCGCUCCCUUUCUCCCCUUUCUCUUUGCUGUUACCUGAAAGAGGUAUAUGCCGACAACAACGAACUCUGCGCUAUCCCUUCUCUCUCCGGCAGCCGAAACAGCUUGGAGAUCCUGUCUUUGGCAGAAAACCGAAUUCACAGUGUCGAAGAACAGUGCAACGCAGUUCACGCCUUUAAAAGACUUCGCACGCUCAACCUCCUGGGCAACCCCAUUACUGCUGAACUGCUCGACUGCCUGCCUGUGACGGUGGAGGAGAGAAAGUCCCCUUCAGUCCUGCCACCCCCCAGAGGCACUCAUUCAAUCCCUAAAGCACCACGGUCAAACCAACUGCGGCAAGGGCAGAUGCAAAAGGAAGCAUCGGCUGCCUUUUGUCUCCAAAAAAUGCCCGAUCUCUCCCAGGCCACAUUUUCUCCUUGCGAGGCUCACGUCCUUCGCGCCGCGGCAUUAGCGGAAAAGCGGCAAGACCGUCAGUGCAGCAACAAGCCCACUAUGGUGCAGCAACUUCUGCGGGGAACAGCUGAAGGAGAUACAAAUCAGAGGACGGUGCCUGAAAGUUGCCAUCCUACUGACUCCCUCAAGAGAACAAGGACCAGAUGUAUUUGCAAUAGCGGUGGCAGCAAAGUUUAUGCUUUGGCUGACUGGCAACUGGAGGCCAUUAUCGAGAACCUAUUAGCCCUUGGAAGUGCUGCAUUGCGCAGCGAAAUCAAGAACAACACGAGUAUUGCUGGAAACGCUGCAUCUGCUGCUGGCACCAGCCGUAGAAUUAGCCGUAUGGGGAUUACCAAGCAAUCAGGCGCAGAAGCAGUACGUCCGGCGUCAGCAGCACCAGAGGCCGCUUCUCUCCCCUGUGAGGAGUGGCGCCGCCUUUGUUUUAAGCUGCAGGAAGAUCCAUGGUUGAUUGGAGCGAGCCUUUCCCCCGCUGCAGUCGGCGACUUUGAUGCGUAUCUACAAUUCAAAGCGCUGGAAGGGGACCCUUCAGCUCUGGCAGGAGGAGGAGCUGCUGCUGCCGUUGAGCAGGCGACUACAGCAGUGGUAACAACAAAGUUGCCCUCAGCGACGACUGGGUCGAAAGCCCGCGCUGCCGCAGCGACAGCACUUGCUGCUGCUAAUCAGCAGCAGCUGCUAGAUAGAAAGGAGACAUCAGUGGACGGUGAGCCACAGCGGCCCACGAUGCUUGUUCGGGAGUUUCGAGAAUGGCUACUUCAGCAGCAGUGGCAACCGAGAAACGCCAAACAAAUCCGAGAAGCGGUGGAGUGUCUGUACAGCAAGGCCCAGCAACAGAUGAAGCAACCACACAAGGCCCUCGCAACAGCAAGACAUGUAAUCCUAGCGUAUUACGCCACAGAGCUUACUCCGUAG
This is a messenger RNA of Cyclospora cayetanensis, 1671 nucleotides long. RefSeq lists its product as uncharacterized. Bases 1 to 1671 code for a protein of 556 amino acids. The transcript is spliced from 2 exons. The record is from RefSeq and is a predicted model, not a curated record. Lineage: Eukaryota; Apicomplexa; Conoidasida; Eucoccidiorida; Eimeriidae. Gene Ontology annotation, molecular function: protein binding.